Botrytis byssoidea is the source of this 1371-nucleotide messenger RNA. RefSeq lists its product as uncharacterized. The transcript is spliced from 2 exons. Lineage: Eukaryota; Fungi; Ascomycota; Leotiomycetes; Helotiales; Sclerotiniaceae. The record is from RefSeq and is a predicted model, not a curated record. The coding region runs from base 1 to 1371 and encodes 456 amino acids.
AUGCCAUCUACCGAACCUCCACCAAGCUCUCCAACCCCCCACCAACCCGCUCUCUCGCUCUCCCUCACCAUCCCGCUCCUCGCAUUCACCUCCCACAAAUCCCCAACUCCACUCCUCAAUUGCGGAUCCAUAACUUUCAGUCCCGAGGAGCUAGUCGAUGCUAGCUAUGAUUUUUUGGUGGCGAAGGUGAUGAUUUCUAUCGAAAAGAUUCUUUUGUCGCAGAGAGAUGAGGCGCCCAAACAUGCUGAGUGGAUGGAAGGAAUUGGGGAUGGGGGAGAAGGAUCGAUGGGCGAUGGGAUUAUAGGCACCGAGUUUGAUGAUAUUGGUGAUUUUCAUGGGGGGAUUGGGGGAGAUACUCUUCCUCAUGCCCCACUAGGAAAUCGAGGGAGUGGAGUAGGAGACGUAGGCCUAGGGAGCGCAUUGAGACAUGAAGGAAUAUCCAACCUCCGCUGUGGAGUUUUAGAGAUGUUUGGUCAAAGUAAGAGCAAGGAAUUAAGGGAUAAGAAAGAUCGGAAGAGGAGGUGGGAGUUCCAGAUUUAUGAGGAUCCGGUUGAUCGAGAGCCUGGAAGACCUGAAGCUGCGACAAUCUCAAGGCCGUCUAGGGAGAGAUUAGCCAAUGAAAGGGAGCAGAUAGAUGGAGGACAGCGAGUGAGAGAACAUGUGGGAGAGGACCAAGAAAACGAGGAAACGGGGGGGAGUCGACAGAUACAAACACGACCGAAUGAGAAUGUUGGAGAGAUCGCGAACGACGCACAGUCUGGAAAACUCCAUCCUACCAAUUCUUCACUUCCUCCUCCCACACAAUCAAGAACCCCCCUCGCCACUCUCUCCUACCUCCCCAAACCCAAAGAAUGCAAUCCCACCACCCUCUACAUCCACUGGACCCCCGAACCUCUCAUCCCUGCCGAAUAUAUCGAAAGAACCACUCGUAUGUGUCCUACUGUACAUGUCAGCUCAUCAAGAAUCUCACAGUUCCAUCCAUCGACUUCUGGAGAUGAGGAUGGGGAUGGUAGGAACAUAGUCAAAGAAGUUGAUGAUAUACACACGGAGGGUGAAAGUAAAGAAAAAGAAGAAGAAGAAGAAGCAGCCAAAAACCCUCCCAUCCCAACCCUCAGCACCACUCCCACUCCAAACAACCCCGAUGCCAUCAAACCCUUUUCCACAACAUCAACAUCAACAACCCCCGCGGAGUCCGAAAAACUAAAUCUCACAAUCCUCCACGCCUCCUUCCCCACGCACGCGCAAUUUACCGAUGCAUACGGAAACGGAGACGGAGAGGAGAUGAACUCGGAAGGAAUCCGAGAGCUACUGCGAUUUGUACGAGAGAGAGGAGGGAGAGAUGAGUUGAUUGUGGAAUAUGUUCUUUUGUAG